AUGAUGGCUACCGCUCUGGGCGGAAAUGUCGACAAAGACCUUGUGUUUAGCUGUCCUAUCUGUUUGGAGUCAGUCAGGACACCCAGAUGUUUACCGUGUCUACAUACAUUUUGCGAGUCCUGCAUCCAGACAUAUAUUUCUAGCACGGCCAUUCGUAAAGAAGAAGAGUAUCAGAGUAUUGAGUGCCCGGUAUGUCGCAAAGAAAGCCGCCCGCCAGCAAAGUAUAUGUCGUCUGAUGAAUGGGCCAUAAGUUUACCCAUCAACUACCUGGUGAAUUCUGUUUCAGUGAAGUCAAGUGAAUCAGAAAAACUUUGUGUUACAUGCAAGAGACAAGGCAAGGAUGUAGCUGCUAUUCACUGGUGUAAGAAUUGUAUGGAGAAAAUUUGCGACGACUGUAAGACAUUACACAGUUAUGUAUCUAUCCUGCAGAAUCACAAAAUAGUCAAUCUUUCUGAGGCGAACGGUUGUCUGGAAAAUUUUGAUGUGGAUGAACCCUGCAGCAUACACAAAAAUAAAACCAUUGAAGUAUACUGCGGGGAUCACGAUAAAUUAUGCUGCAGCGUCUGCUUCGCAACCCAGCACAGGAGAUGUGAACGCGUCGAAGCAUUAGAGGAUGUUUCUAGCAGAUUUGAUCGGACUGAUAUACAGCCCAGAUUAGAAAUUUUUUCUAAAUCCCUGGAGAUGCUUGAGAAUUUGCAAGAAAAUAACAGGGAGCAAGUCGACAAACUGAAGGCUCGGAAAGAAGUGAUAUGUAGAGAUGUUGCAGAUAAAAUUGAGAAAGCAAAGAGAGCUCUGGAUGAAGGUUUUUCUCAGUGGCAAAAACAGUUUGAAGAAAAACAUGGAGAUUGUCUUCAAACUCUCGACAUUGCAUGCGACGAGAUGAGAAGGUUUUCCACCACGCUGAAAGAAGCAAGGUUUACAUUUUCCCUUCUGCAGGAGAAGGGGUCACUUAAGCAAUUGUUUGUGAUGACACAUAGAUUGGAAUCACAGAUUGCAGAACACUUUCAAAGACUGAAAUUGAAGAUGGACGUAGAAACAUUUUCUGACUACCAACACUCAAUGGGAAGUGAAUUCACUGACUUUGUCUCAAAUAACAGAAAGGUCCCAGAUGUUAAAUGCAUUCAGUCAAAACCAUUGUGUGGAACCGUGGCACAGCUGAGCAUCGUCGUGUCAACGCAUACUAGUAGUUCCAUUGCACCCAAACUGUGGCUGGCGAACAUGGAUCUAAUGAAUUUUAUUCCCCAAAAGGUAUCUGAAUAUGACAUAUACAGCAAUCAUGGUCUGUAUAGAUACAAUGACACUGUACUGUUGUCAGUGGGUCAAACAAUCCAAAUAUAUGACGUCAGAGGCAAUACUUGGAUACAUCUAUACACAGAGAAAUGUAAUCAUAACCCUCAUGCAAUAGCUCAAACCGAAGUCCUACACGAGGUUUAUGUUGCCUUUGGUACCUAUAUUGCGGUUCACAACAUCAACGAAGGAAAUCAAAUGUCUCUGUUGAGAAAAAUCCCGAUGAGUCCUGGGGUCAUGAUCCAAAGCUUCACGUUAAUGGACGAUACUAUCAUUUGUGCAGAUAAUAGUGGAAUUACGAUACUAAAUCUGGAUUUUUCCGUGAAGGAAAAACGAAACAUCACGAUAGAUGGAGGUAUUGCUUACGUGGCUGCAUCAAACAAAACGAAGAAAAUUGCGUUUGUGAAGAAGACUGGUAUUGAGGAACAAACAGUCACCUCUCAAAACCUGAGUGGAGACACGCACUUUGAAUACAAAAUGAAACGCCAAUAUUUACGCGGAAUUGCAUUUGAUUCGCAGGAUAAUAUCUAUGUAUGUGACUUUCAUGAAAAGAAUGAACUUGUCCAGAUAAGUUCCGAUGGAAAAAAAUCGAGAACUAUUAGUUCAGCAAUAUCUAACCCCUACAGUAUAUUAUUCCAUCCUGAGGGCCACAGGUUCCUGGUUUUAUCAAACAAUGAGCGGAUAUGUCGCAUAUAUGAAAUACCACAGUCUCCGAACUAAUACGCCGUGUGCAGAUUUUUGAUUUGAUUUAUAAAUAAUAAAUAUCGUUUCAAUUCUCUCUCUCUCUCUCUCUCUCUCUCUCUCUCUCUCUCGUCACAUUUUCAAAUUCCACAAAACUAAUUCUUGAUGAUAUUGUAUAUCAAUAUUUGACAACUAAACUUUACAAAAAAGUUUUUUAUAAUAGGCAUCCUUGAGAAAAACAAGGGUAUACAAAAAUAUUCUCAUACUUUGGUUAAAGUAUUAUAUUUAUACAGCAAGGUGUACAGAGAAAAAAUUGAGUGUUUCUUUUUUUACAAUAUAAUUUUUUAAGUUCUUCUAUGAAACACAAAAAAAAAUAUUUCUUACAAAAAUGAUGAUACUGAAAAAUUUGAUGCCAUUUGAAACAGAUGUGACAAAAUCUUUUCAUAGCUCUCUUUCUCUCUCUCUCUCUCUCUGAAAUAAACACUUCUGUAAUUCUAUAUCAUAUUAUAAAGGUAUACUAUGAAAUAUGUACAAGAUGCUUGUUGAAUAAUUGUAAUAAAAAAAUCAUUUGUCAAUUGUUAUAAUUUGAUAAUUAAUCAUACCUAUAACGCUAAAGAUAAUCAUGUUAAUAAUUUAAAAUCUUCACUAUCUCUCUAUGCAUCGUGUCAGACUGAUUUCGUUAAUAAUUUCAACAAAUUUUACUGAUUUCACCACCUGUCUUAUUUAGGCUAUCGACUUUGUACUGCUUUUGAAUUUAAGUGAUGUUUACAGGCCUGGUUAGAUUUUUUUUUGUAUAUGAGCAUCCCCCUUGUUUCAUGAAAAGUUGCCCAAGUUAACGCAGAAAACGUGAGCUCGUUGGACAGACUAAAUUAAGUAUAUUUUAUUUGAAGUCGGAACUGUAUACAAUUAACAUGUCAACACAAGCGCUGUAGAGCUUUUUAACCGACUAUCACAUAUACCAAAGACACAUAGCAUGCAUGUACAGACCAUAUCACAGACUGACAUAAAACAUUUCAUGCGAAAAUAUACAGAUGUAAAACUUAUACGGUACCAAUUUUGAUGCACCAGAUGCGCAUUUCGACAAAUAAUGUCUCUUCAGUGAUGCUCAACCGAAAUGUUUGAAAUCCGAAAUAACUAUGAAGUUUUAGAUCUAAAUAUAGCCAAAAACAGCGUGCCAAACAAGUGAAGCCAAAUUCGUCCAAGGAUAAGAGCUAUGCAUGAGGGAGAUAAUCCCUAAUUUUGAAAUGAAUUUCUAAAUUUUAUCACAGCAAUUAAAUAUACAUCCGUAUUUUCAAGCUAGUAACGAAGUACUUAGCUACUGGGCUGUACGAAGGCAUAAGAUUUAGAGGAAGAAAUAAAACACUAUAAUCAAAAGGGGAUGCACAUAAAAAGCAGCGGUAAGAUUCAAACCAAUCUAAUUAAAAUCAGAUCCUAAGAUACGCCCACAAUUCUUACGCAGAGUAUACGGCGCGGAUCUAAGAAGUCUGAUGUUAAUUAGAUUAAAUUCAAAUAAACUUGCAACAUAAUAUUUGUUGUUGCAAAUAAUGCAAUUUAAAGUACAAACUAUCUUAAACAGGAAGCUGUGUAAAUAGUAUUAAUGAUUUAAUGAAUAUAAUUUAAAUAUGAUUAAAAAUCAAUAAUGGUAUUAAAUGAAUACAAAUAUUUAAAAUUCACCCAGAAUUCACUAAAAAUA
Ostrea edulis (European flat oyster) is the source of this 3661-nucleotide messenger RNA. Its product is annotated as transcription intermediary factor 1-beta-like. Bases 1 to 2007 code for a protein of 668 amino acids. Gene Ontology annotation, biological process: positive regulation of DNA-templated transcription. Lineage: Eukaryota; Metazoa; Mollusca; Bivalvia; Ostreida; Ostreidae. The transcript has a single exon. Gene Ontology annotation, cellular component: chromatin; nucleoplasm. The record is from RefSeq and is a predicted model, not a curated record. Gene Ontology annotation, molecular function: ubiquitin-protein transferase activity; zinc ion binding.